This is a messenger RNA of Ambispora leptoticha, 131 nucleotides long. The record is from the annotation of a GenBank genome assembly. NCBI's taxonomy places the organism in Eukaryota, Fungi, Glomeromycota, Glomeromycetes, Archaeosporales, Ambisporaceae.
AUGUUGAACCUGAAAAGAAUUGAAUUUGAAGAUGGAAGGCAAUUUACUAAAGCCAUGUUGGCUGAUAUGAAAUUUAUGACUGAAAACUGUAAAUUUGAAGCUACUGUGCAAAGAAAAUUCCUAGAAAACAA